Messenger RNA from Hibiscus syriacus, 1650 nucleotides. Its product is annotated as UDP-N-acetylmuramoylalanine--D-glutamate ligase-like. Lineage: Eukaryota; Viridiplantae; Streptophyta; Magnoliopsida; Malvales; Malvaceae. Gene Ontology annotation, cellular component: cytoplasm. The record is from RefSeq and is a predicted model, not a curated record. Gene Ontology annotation, biological process: cell division; biosynthetic process; regulation of cell shape. Gene Ontology annotation, molecular function: ATP binding; UDP-N-acetylmuramoylalanine-D-glutamate ligase activity.
UCUUCUGUGAGCUGAGGAAUCAAACAGACAAAUUUUGAGUGCAGAAACCCAUGAAUCUCCUAUCUCUUAAAUCCAUUCACUCUCCCAAAUCCUCUUGUUUGAGAACCAUCACAGCUUGCUCCCCCAGACAGGACCUUAAAGGCCGGACUGUUGCAGUAGUUGGCUUGGGAAUAUCUGGAAAGGCUGCUGCAAGGCUUGCUCUAGCUCGAGGGGCUUCAGUCGUAGGUAUCGACCAGAAUGAGAAUUUGUUGAAGCAAGAUUCUUCUUUUGUGACACUGAAAGAUAAUGGGUUAGACACAAUCCUUGGACACUUUGAUUGGAAGCUUCUUAAUGAUGCAGAUGUGGUGGUUGUUUCUCCUGGAGUUUCCCUGGAAAAUUAUGGCCUUAUGUAUUUGUUGCAGUCAGGAAAACAGGUCAUGUCUGAGUUGGAUUUUGCAGCUGAAGUUCUCCCAAAAAGUGUCAAAAUUUUGGCAGUGACAGGAACCAAUGGAAAAUCCACUGUUGUUACUUUUGCUGGACAGAUGCUUAGUCAUUUUGGUAUUAAUACAUUUGUGGGGGGAAACCUUGGAACUCCACUCUCUGAGAUGGCCUUUGAGCAUUUGAGAUCGCCUUCACAAGAAAGUGAGCUUAAGGUUGCAGUAGUGGAAGUCAGCAGCUGUCAAAUGGAAAUUCCCUGUGUGUACUUCUGUCCUUCUGUUUCUGUGGUACUAAAUCUUACCCCUGAUCACUUAGAAAGGCACAAGACAAUGCUAAGUUAUGCCGAAUCCAAAUGUCGUCUAUUUUCUCACAUGGCCAACACCAAGCUGGGACUUCUUUCAUUUGGGAAUCAGUACCUGGAUGACGCAGUUAGGAAAUACUGGAACAAAUUCAAUCUUGCUUGGAUCGGAGCUUUUCCGGGUGUGAAAAUUGAUACAGAUGCAAAAAUUGCCACCUUCAAAGUUCCGGACAUAGGAGUUGCAUCACAACUGCAACUUGGUGGCAUGAGAGCUAUAGGGAAUCACAACUAUUAUAAUGCUGCAGUGGCUGCUUUGUCUGUGGCUGGACUGGAUGUUGGCGUGCAUGUUGAAGCCAUCAAUUCAACAAUUGAGAAAUUAAGGCCUCCACCUCAUCGAAUGCAAGUCGUCCACAAGGAUAUUCACGGAGUUACAUGGGUGGAUGAUAGCAAGGCAACAAACAGCGCUACACAUACAGGGCUUACGGGUCUGAAGGGGAAAAAGUCGGUGAUUCUACUCGGCGGCCUUGCUAAGGUCUUAAAUGGACAAGCAUCAAAUGGUUUUGAACAAUUGGUCGAACUAUUGAAGGGCCAUAGAUGUGUGAUAACUUUCGGGUCUUCAGGAGCAAUGAUUCAUCAGACAUUGUCUGACAACGGUCUUAGCAUUCCUUGUAUUCAAGCCACAAAUCUGAAGGAUGCUGUUCAACAUGCUAGGAAGAUGGCAAAACAUGGUGAUGCCAUUGUGCUAAGUCCAGCAUGCGCUAGCUUUGAUGAAUUCAGGAACUUUGAGCACCGAGGGAUGUUUUUCCAGGAGUUGGCCUUCUCUGCAUAAUAUGUUUUCAGCGACUCGAUUAUGAACCGACGUCUGCAAUGCAAGUGACGGAAACGGGCUACCGAUGACGAAUUGUGACCGACUGAAUUAAUAGCAAUUUUUGGAU